Pleurotus ostreatus (oyster mushroom) is the source of this 477-nucleotide messenger RNA. RefSeq names its product DNA-directed RNA polymerases I, II, and III subunit RPABC3 (gene RPB8). The coding region runs from base 1 to 477 and encodes 158 amino acids. The transcript has 4 exons. The record is from RefSeq and is a predicted model, not a curated record. Gene Ontology annotation, cellular component: RNA polymerase II, core complex; RNA polymerase III complex; RNA polymerase I complex. Gene Ontology annotation, molecular function: DNA-directed RNA polymerase activity. Lineage: Eukaryota; Fungi; Basidiomycota; Agaricomycetes; Agaricales; Pleurotaceae. Gene Ontology annotation, biological process: DNA-templated transcription.
AUGACCGCGGUAGCAUCGAACAUCGUUUUUGACGAUAUCUUCACCAUCAAUGCCAUAGAUAAAGAAGGGAAGAAAUUUGACAGAGUCUCACGGCUUUAUGCCCAUUCUAAAAACUACGACAUGGACCUCACGCUAGAUUACAACGUAGAGCUCUUUCCAUUGCGUGAAGAACAGAACUUUGCCCUUGCUUUGUCUUCAUCGUUGGCCCGCGGAGAAGGACCUGCAAACACAGGUGCCGAGGAUGGAGGCGACAAAGAUCUCGAUGUUUGGAGACCAGAUGGCAAAGGACGGAGAGGUCUUGAAGAAGAUUACGACUAUGUGAUGUACGGCAAGGUCUAUAAAUUUGACGGCGGAACCAGCGAAGUUGUUACUGCCUACAUAUCAUUCGGCGGCCUGCUAAUGUCGUUGACCGGUUCAUUUCGACAUAUGACAAGCAUUGUUUUGGGUGAUCCUGUAUAUCUGCUCAUGCGCAAAUGA